GUGAAACCAGUAACAGUAUAUGAGUUCAAUAUCAACUUCCAAAAAAAAUACUAGAAAAGCUUUUUCAAAUUGCGACAGUCACAUUUCUCAUGGCUGGCAUAUUCGCCGUGAUUAACAACCGAACAAUAGCUUCGACCGCGCACGGUCCAAUUUAACGUAACAAUAUAGACGGUGAGGUUUGAAAUCGAUAUUUCGUAAACAGUGCUGAAACUUGCAAAAGAUAAACAAUUGAACCGCCCGAUUGCAUUAUCAAGCCGGGCUGAUCGCGUCGCCGGUACUUCUACUAAACCGGGCGUACCGCCCGGUUUUUCUACUAAAUCUGUCUGACUACGAAGAAGAUCCUCUACUUAACGUCACGGUAUAUCGCCACACAUUCUUGCGUUUCACGUUUCAUUCUAAAGAUUAGACAGCAAAUAUUCCAUCGAACUUUGACCGAUAACACGAAAUGAUUUCGUCCGCGAUUUUCGGAGCAGCAGCCGGCACGGGGUUAGCCCUAGUGGUGGCGAUGACGAUCGUCGUCUAUCGAUAUUACGCCGUAAAACGAAAGACAAAAUGGAAUUGGAGCAAUCUGGAUCGCUGGCCAGAUCCGCCGAGCAAGAAUGUCGACGAUGAUCAACCCCGUCACCACCACCACUGCCACACGGCACCGGCGUCACACGUGUUCGACUGUUGGAGGAAGCCGAAAAAGAGUUAUUACGCUGUGCAGACUGCGGUUAUGCCGGACAAAUUGUCGGAGGUCCUGGGCGAUGUCCUGGAGCUAUGCGGCGGCGGCGGCGGCGGAAGCGGCAGCGGUGCCGGUGAUAGAAACAUGUCGAGCGGCACGUCGGGCGGAAGCGCGGCCACAAAGAUCGGCGCAGUAACAGGGGUGGCAUUAAUUAGGGGUAGAUGGGCCCAGAGGGGUACGAGAUCGCCCCUUUCUUCUGUUGCUAAUACCGAUAGUGCCGACAGUACAACUUCGACCAGUUCGGAGGAAUUUAAUGUUGCGAAGGAGCAACACACGGUGCAACCGUCAACGAACGAAUCGGGCCUACCGCAUCAAAGUCGCAGCUAUCCCGGCGGUGGCGGAAACAGCGGCCGAACAUUGGCCAGAAAUUCGUCCGUAAGCUCGCAGAGCUCGCUAGAAGGUACAUCAUGCCCUUCGAGUCAUCGCGGAUCGUCGCCUCAAAUCAGGGCGUUUGGCCCGGACGGACAUCAUGCUCGACACGACCCUCUACACGCCGCCUCUUCCUACCCACCUAGUAGAAGCUCGAGGUCUCCUUCACCGGCUCGGGCUGCGUCCUUGGAUGCACGUUGUGCAAGUCCUGCCAGUUACUCCAGCAGCCUACAUAGUGGAAAUGCGUCGCCUUCACAGAUCUCUUUGUCGUCCGUGGCAACGGGCGUAAGUUCCACUUGCGCGUGUUCCCCGAUGAAUGCUGUUCAAAGUACUUCCAGACAGACCAGUCGUUGCUUAUCGCCUCUUCUCAUUCCACCGCCACGAGCUUCCAUAAGUAGCGACGGUGGUCCCAUACCGCCUGCUUCUCCGCUUGGCUCUUUACAACCAGAUCUUUAUCAAAGACGAGAUGUUUGUGUCUUUCUCAACGCUCACAGGACGGGCAAGUAUUUGGGCAAACUUCAUCUGCGCUUGAGAUACGACUUCGACAAAUCGGAUCUGGAGGUCCAUUUGAUCGAAGCGCAAGAACUCGCCAGCUGCGAUCAGGGUGGCUUCAACGAUCCCUACGUAAAACUGAACCUCAGCCCGGAAGUGGAUAGCAGAAAGAGACAGACGGAAAUUCACCGGAAUAAUCCAAAUCCGUCUUUCAAUCAGUCUUUCAAGUUUCCUGUCAGCUACGAGGAGUUACAAGAGAAGACUCUAGUUUUACAGGUGUUUGAUUACGAUCGCUUUUCGAGGAAUGAUGUGGUAGGCUCCUUGAGGGUGGCUAUGAACAGCCUUGAACUAGUUUCUUCCACAUCUUCGGUGGAAGUUUGGGGAGAGAUAGCGGGAGAACGUAAACCGCCGGAAGAGAUUCAGGAGGUGUUGGUUUCAUUGUCUUAUCUACCAAGCGCCGAGAGACUCACGGUACUCAUGAUAAAAGCCAGAAAUUUGUUCCCCCAACAGGAUAAGGAAACAUUAGAUUCGUUCGCGAAAGUCAGCCUUCUCUGUGGCGAAAAGAAAGUGAAGAAGAAGAAGAAAACGGCUGUUAGGAGAGCAACGAUAAAUCCUGUGUGGAAUGAAGCGAUGUCAUUCAAUAUACCUGCCUCGUCACUAGCAUCCUCAGCUAUAGAGAUAUGUGUGCUGGACUCGAGCAGUGAAUUAAUUGGCGGAAACGCAAUCGUCGGUUCUUGCAUCAUCGGACCGGCCACGGGCGCGGACAAUACUAGCGGCAAUAGUCAAGGACGAGAGCAUUGGCUUCAGAUGACGCAGUCACCGAGGAAGCAAAUCGCGGAAUGGCACACGCUACAUUAAUCCGAUCAUCAUUACGAUCGAGCAAUUUAAUCAACUGAGUAAUUCGCGUCCCCGCUCGUGGGAAAUACAAUCUAUCGUCGUAACGGAUAGUCGAAUGACCACGUACACGUAUGAACGUAGCGAUACUACAUGUAAAAAUGGCAACAAAAUAUGUAUUUUCCUUUCCUCUAAAACAAAAAAAAACAAAAAAACAAAAAAACAAAAAAGCAAAAACAAAAAUGAUGAUCUGUUAAGAAACCGUUCUUCUGCACUUUUAUAGAUAUAUUAAUGGUCGUUGAAGAUUCGUAACAUAUCGUCUAAAAUGUCGACGCGCAAAAAAAGAAAAGAAAGAAAAACACUAAUCGUAAAUAUUCUUCAUAUAUCCACUAAUAAGCACGCGCACUUACAUUUUCGUUUGUUGCACGACACUUAGCGCUACGCGCGAUUCAACUAUAUAUUUGUUAAUUUUGGAUACCUGAACGAUUUAGAGACACGUAUUUUUAAAAUAAUAUUGAUGCACUGAUACGAUUCCGUGAGCAAAGCUAUAACAAAGGAAACGUGAUCCAAACUGUAAAGCAAAAGCAGAGGCAGAUCUCGCGUUUCGCUUGACAGAUCAAUAAUUAAACGUACAAACUAAUAUUUUAAGAUAAGAUUGACAUCCGAAAGAGAAACAAUUACUAUAAUUCCGCGUAUAAUUCCUGAUCGAAUCACUUUCGAUGAAGAGGUUUUUUUCGAGUUUACUCCACGUUUCUCUCGUGAUUAUGCUUUUUCAAGCCGAGAAAAAAAAUUAUAUAUACAUCGGAAAUCUAAGUCUGAUAUUGUGUGACAAAUGUGGCCUGGAAAAGUAUUCAACGUACGUCUCUCGUCUAUAGCUUACAGAUUUAUCGGAGAGGCCUAGAAAUAUUUCCGCGCGAACCAGCAUGUUAAUCGCGCAUAUUUACUGUCCUUAUUAUCGUGUAUUGUCGAGGAUGUAAUUCAUAUGUUAAGCAAAAUGAUACACGAUGUAAAACGUCUUUCAUUCGGCUUACGUAUGAACACAAUUCACGUAACUGGCAAUGAAAGUUAUUUGUCACGCACAUUAAUCUUUUUCAACGAUACCUACUUUACGUACAAACUUACUUCGCCGCCACUGAAUUACGGAAAAUUAAGUCUGAUCUUUAUACGAAUCAAGAAUUACAGACAUGAAACUGUAUCCAACCGUAAUUCACCAUAUCAUAUAUUGACAAUUUAUAGUUUUAUUGUCGGGUCUAUUUCCCUUCUGCGUUUGAAUAUGAAAAUGAUCAAUUUGCCGGUUAUCAGAGAAUCUAAUUGUAUGUUAUACGUUACGUUUAAGUGUCUGUGGUUUGUCAACCGAAGUUGCAUUGUCGUGAUUCAUUGUUGGCAAGAAAGAAUUAAAUGUUAAUGAGUAUUAAGUAUAUAUGAAAUAAAUAUUAUAUUGAAUAAGA
Messenger RNA from Linepithema humile (Argentine ant), 3867 nucleotides. The record is from RefSeq and is a predicted model, not a curated record. Lineage: Eukaryota; Metazoa; Arthropoda; Insecta; Hymenoptera; Formicidae.